This is a messenger RNA of Rhodotorula graminis WP1, 1890 nucleotides long. RefSeq lists its product as uncharacterized. Lineage: Eukaryota; Fungi; Basidiomycota; Microbotryomycetes; Sporidiobolales; Sporidiobolaceae. The coding region runs from base 40 to 954 and encodes 304 amino acids. The record is from RefSeq and is a predicted model, not a curated record. The transcript has 4 exons.
CUCAAGCUCGAGAGCACACCACCACCACACGGCGACAAGAUGCGCGCGCAAUCGCUGCCCCUCGCCCUCGCGCUCGCCCUCGUCGCCCUCUCGCCGCCGUCGACCUGCACCGCCUCGUCGACGACAACGACCCGCGCCGUCACCGCCUCGCCCUCGCCCUCGCCUCGCUGGGUCCGCCCGCCCUUUGUCCCGCCUGCAAACUAUCGCAUGCCCCGCGUCAAGCGCCAGGACCCGGCCGCGAGCGGCGGCGACACGCCCGCCUCGAGCGACGUCGACGCCCCGGGGGCAGGCACGGGCGACGGCGCGGCGGCCACCAACACGACCCAGGCCGCCGCCGAGACGACCACGACCACCCAGGCCCCGGUACAGACGACCACGACCACCCAGGCGCCGCCGGUCGACUCGACCACGACGGCUGCUCCGGUUCCGACGACCACCACGACCGACGCGCAGCAGGCCACCACGGCGCCGACGACCACGUCCCAGCCUCCAGCGUCUACGAGCGCCGCCGACUCACCCGCGACUUCAGCAUCCACUGCACCCGCGACUUCCCCAGAUGCGCAACCUCCAGCGUCGUCGGCGACCAGCGCGACCGGAACGCAGCCGACCGACGCCCAGUCGUCGGCGCCAACGGCCACUUCUGCUUCUUCGGCAGCGUCUCAAGCCUCCAGCAGCGUCACCCUGAGCGAGGUCACGUCAACCUUUACUUCGACUUUCACCAACGCCGACGGCUCGGUCGGCACGUCGACCGGGACCCAGGUCACGCAGUCGGCCGUCCCCGUCAAGAACGACUCGUCGUCGUCGUCGACGGGCAAGACGUGGGCAUCAUUGGCGGCGUCGUCGGCGGCAUCGUCGUCGUCGUUGGCGUCGUCUUGCUCGUCUGGACCCUCACGAGGCGCCGGUUCUCGAGCCUCGACAACGACGACGUCGACGAGUUCAAGUGGCCCGACCUGAAACCCGACGGCCAGCUCCUGUCGACCAGCACGUCGACGCUCAAGCCGCAGGAGACGCACGCGCGCGGCACGCACGGCAUCGGCGACGACGGCGAGUUUGGCAGUGAGUACGGCGGUGGACACGUGGCGGGCGACAUUCGCUCGUCGGGCGCGCUGUACGCUCCGGCGGACGACGGCGCCGGCGCCGGCGCGUACGACUCGGGGCGGUUCAGCGCCGGCGCCGGCGGGUACGGCGACCCGUACGGCUCGGCGUCGGCUGCGGCCUCGCGCGAGGCGCUCGCCAUGAUGGACGGCGGCGCGGCGGCCUACUCGCGUGGCUACGACCCGUACCCGGGCGGGCCCAUCCACUCGCCGCCGCCGCCGCAGCUGCAGCACCCGGGCAUGGUGUACCCCCCGAGCCCGCCGCAGUACCGCUCGCCGGGCAGCAGCCCGUACCACGUCCAGGACGGGUUCGCCCCCUUUGGCGGCGACGACGAGCACCUCGGCGGCGCGAGCGCGACGGGCCCGCAGGGCGCGCCUGGUGCGGCGGGCGCCGUGCGCGCCGCCGCCGCGCAGAGCCCGUUCGGCGCCGCCGACGACUUUGACAAGCCGUACCUCGCCGCUGCGGCGCGCAGCGAGAGCCCGUUCGACGUGCCGGGCUUCUCGUCGGCGCGCUCGAGCGUGCUGUACGACGACGGCGGCGACGAGAAGGGUGCUAGCGGGCGCAGCUCUCGCGGCCCGUUCUGAGCUCUCCCUCCCCCUCUCUCUCGCUUAAUAGACCUUUGUGCACCUCCCUUCCUUCUGUGACGAGCCCCCUCUGUACGACCCACCAUGACGACCUUCCCCCUCCCUCGUUUUGCCGGCCCACCUUGUCGUUCCUCCCUUCUUUCGUACCCUCUCCCACGCAUAGCUUCCUCCCUCUCUUGCUCUACUGCAACAUAGACAGUCUCGCACCAUC